AUGUCGCUCCUCGUCCGGAAGGGCACUAUGGUGCGAUCAAAGCGAAGGCAGUCCACGAGAAAGCCCGCGGGCCAGUCUACCCGAGGGUAUGUGAACUCAGGCCUCACCCCAGAUGAUCGUCACGGGAACUACCCUCAGGAAGGACACUCAGGGAAGACAUCUCCGGCAUUGUCAGCUUCAUCAUCCAAGUAUCUCAUUCAGUCCUCUGACACGUUUGAUGGCACCCACACGCUUGAUGAAGAUUUCGAGCCUAUCUCUUACGGCACCAUCUUCCGCCAGCUUCAGGAAGCGAACGAUGAUAGCCCCGGCACGUGUGACUUCCUCCAGAGAAUAUAUUACAUUUUCUGCUCUUCGCUGUUGAUGACUAUGCUUCUUGUACUGCUACUUAUAUUACCAAUCUCCAUGAUUUCAGUCGGUGCUAGCUAUAUGGGAGACUGCCCAGAGGAACCUAACAUACCCCUCUAUCUUCUCAUAGGUGGCUGUCUUGGCUUCAUCAAGGUGUUGUUGUUGUUGUGGUAUCAGCAGAAGGUUCGUCGUUACGAGAAGUUGGGAGAUACUGAGGAGAGCGAGGACGAAGAGAACACGGACGAGGUCAUGUCAAGGUCAGCCCGCUUCACAAACCAAGGGCUCAGUGUCUUUCUUUUCGUCUGGUUCAUUCUGGGAAACUACUGGGUGUUUUCCAUCUGGCAACCAAACUACCAGCAGCCUUUGUACAGCCCUAACAACUGGUGCGACAGAUUCGUCUACCUCUUCACCUUUUACAAAAUCCUGACGCUACACGGCGUCGUUGCCUUCAUACUCAUUGUAACCAUAUGCUUCAUUACUUGUAACGCCUGCAAAAACUCCUGCCGGGGAGACAGAGCCGCGGAUCUGGCGUGA
This is a messenger RNA of Liolophura sinensis, 879 nucleotides long. RefSeq names its product transmembrane protein 272-like. The transcript has 4 exons. The record is from RefSeq and is a predicted model, not a curated record. Bases 1 to 879 code for a protein of 292 amino acids. NCBI's taxonomy places the organism in Eukaryota, Metazoa, Mollusca, Polyplacophora, Chitonida, Chitonidae.